Messenger RNA from Vigna radiata var. radiata (mung bean), 744 nucleotides. RefSeq lists its product as uncharacterized. The coding region runs from base 52 to 492 and encodes 146 amino acids. The record is from RefSeq and is a predicted model, not a curated record. The transcript has 6 exons. NCBI's taxonomy places the organism in Eukaryota, Viridiplantae, Streptophyta, Magnoliopsida, Fabales, Fabaceae.
CUCCACAAGAAUCAGACUCAAACAACAAAAACUUCACAACUUUUCUCUGAAAUGACUUUUCAAAAGGGUGUCAUCGCGUUUCUUCCAUUCCUUCUUUCAUUAGUGUUGCUACAUCAACUUUUUCUCACUUCUGUCGUAAGUGCUCAAAGUGAAAAUCUCACACGUCGCCUGCUUUCUCUAGAAGAUGAUGAAUUUGAUACUGAAGCACAGUGUCCAGCAGAUGCUCAAACUGAGAACGCAUUACAAACCGAUGAAGAAAUACAAAAUGAACUUCACACUUCUCUACUGCUAUCAUCAACUCAAACUCAAACUCAGAAGAAUGUGCCAAACGAUUCCAAUAUUGAAGUAAACAGUAUUAUCAGUGAUCCUUACAUUCCUCAAUUUCCACCAACAAUUCAAAUGGAGAGCGAUGUGUCCAUCAAUUCCAAUCUUGAAGUGCAAAGGACUAAGGAAUGUGCAUCCAACGAUAGAGUGGUCCAUGAUGAACUUUAAUAUAAAUAUUAGUGUUGUUAUCAAAUAUUUGACGGAGGUGGAUGAAAAGUUUUCAAUGGCCAGCCGGAAUUUCACGUAGAGAGACGACGUUUAAGUCAUUUAGAAUGAUCGGAUAAUAUGAUAAUAAUAAAAUAGUAUUUGAGCAAAGGAGUAUUGAUUGCUUACUUCUUGUGAUAAAAAGGAUGUAUUUAUAGACAUUUUAAAUUCAUGGAUACAAAUUUUUGUUAAUAUUCUUUUAAAUAAUCACUAAUC